AAAUCAUCUCUAUGUUCUAGAUAAAAGAAUUGGAAGUUGCCUCUUUGCGGAAAAGAAUUUCCGAAUUGGAAUCUCAACUAGAAGAAGCUAAAAAACUGAUUCAGAAGCAUCUCCUAGAGGCGAACGAAGUCGAUUUAUUGAAAAUGAAGUCUUCGGACACGCUAACUAAAGCAAAGAGCGUAAUUUUUGAAAACACAAAAAUGAUAAAGAACCAAGAACUUCAGAUUGAAGCAUUGAAUCAGCAGGUUGAGUCCUUGAGGGAUGUUGUGAAAAUAACGAAAGAAUUGCUUGAGAUCCGAAAUUUGGAAGUGGAUCAAUUGGAAUCCAAGAUUCACUGUAUGGAAGAAAGACAUAAAGCCGAAAAAGAAAGGCAAGAUUUGAUGCAUAAAAGAUUGGAACAGAUGAUCAGACACAAUGGGGAUUUGAAAAGAGAGUAUGAAACUCAACUCUGCUUGUUUAAAGCUUUAAGAGAUAGAUACGAUGAGAGAGAAUUGGCUAAAGGAGUUGUAGAUUCCCUGAAAUCAGAUAUAAAGGUUGAAAAAGAUAAAAAUAUUCAACAGAAGCAACCCUCCACGCCAGCAAACCAGGAAGCAAAUAAUAUUGAAACUGAAAAAAAGGAGGGACCAAAAGAAAAUCAGCAAGAUUCCACCAAUAAAAAUGAAACACUUUCUGACAAUCAAGUUCAGGACAAAGAACAAGUUAUAGAUGAUAAAAUUGUUGUCGACAAGGCAAGUGAAAGCAAAGAUGAUGCUGUAGACGAAAAAUCUGCAAAUUCACUAGACAAUCAUUCUGGAGAUUCCCACGAGAAGCAAGACAUUCAGAUUAAAAUGGAAAUGAAAGAUAACCAUCCAGAACCGAAUACUUUGAAGCAAUAGUUUUCAUUUAAUUUUUUUUUGUUUUUAUGAAGUUAAUUGAGAUAAUAUGUGAGCUCAAGAAUAUUAUAAUAAUAAAAUCUUUAAACAUUCAA
Coccinella septempunctata (seven-spotted ladybird) is the source of this 967-nucleotide messenger RNA. RefSeq names its product rootletin-like. The record is from RefSeq and is a predicted model, not a curated record. Lineage: Eukaryota; Metazoa; Arthropoda; Insecta; Coleoptera; Coccinellidae. Bases 144 to 875 code for a protein of 243 amino acids. The transcript has a single exon.